Molecule: messenger RNA, 2346 nt
Organism: Kwoniella mangroviensis CBS 8507
Lineage: Eukaryota; Fungi; Basidiomycota; Tremellomycetes; Tremellales; Cryptococcaceae
Product: multifunctional tryptophan biosynthesis protein
Exons: 3
Coding region: 1-2346 (781 amino acids)
Biological process (GO): L-tryptophan biosynthetic process
Molecular function (GO): anthranilate synthase activity; phosphoribosylanthranilate isomerase activity; indole-3-glycerol-phosphate synthase activity
Source: RefSeq, a predicted model, not a curated record
AUGGGUGUCACGUUACUCAUCGACAACUACGACUCGUUCACCUGGAACGUCUACGCCGACAUAGCUGUAUUGGGGGGUAAUCCGGUGGUAGUGAGGAAUGAUAAGAUCACUCUGGAACAGAUCGAGGAAAUGUACAACUCCGGUGAACUCGAACGUAUAAUGAUCUCACCAGGACCAGGACAUCCUCGGACGGACAGUGGGAUAUCUAGAGAUGCGAUCAAAUGGGGUAUUGGCAGAUUACCCAUAUUGGGUGUCUGCAUGGGUCUGGAAUGUAUAGUGGAUCUACUGGGAGGGGAGAUCGCAUACGCAGGAGAGAUCAAACACGGUAAAUCCUCUUUGGUCCAACAUGAUUCCAUCGGUAUCUUCCACGACUUGCCACCAUUGUUAUCCUCUGUCCGUUACCAUUCCCUAUCCGCCCAACUAUUAUCCUUACCACCGAUCUUACAAGUGUCCUCAACUACACAGGAAUCAGGUGUGAUCAUGGGUGUGAGACACAGAGAAGCCACGGUAGAAGCUGUUCAGUAUCACCCGGAGUCAUGUAAGAGCGAAGGGGGGAAAGGGUUGAUGGCGAAUUUCUUAAAGUUGAAAGGCGGUAAAUGGGGUGGUGAGAACGCUUGGUGUGGUGUAUUACCUACUACCCCUGGCAAAGACGAACAAUCAUCUACAAUUCCAAAUGGGUCCGCUCAACCUUCGGCUUCGGGUUCAUCCUCUGCGCCAUCUUUACCUACCAUCCUCAACAAGAUCCAUGCCCAAAGGUUGCUAGAUGUAGAAGAAACUUCGAAAGUAUUAGCUACCACUCCAGCAAAUAUCACCAAAUCCCUAUCACUUCACACAUCUCCACCAUUAAUUUCAUUCGUUGAUCGAAUCAAGUCGACUCCUCAUACAGCCAUCAUGGCCGAGAUCAAACGAGCUUCACCAUCCAAAGGGGAUAUCGCCCCUGACGCAUCAGCACCUUCACAAGCUUUGAAAUACGCCUUGGCAGGUGCUUCAGUGAUAUCAGUAUUGACUGAACCUAAAUGGUUCAAAGGAUCUUUGCUCGAUAUGUUAUCCGUUAGAAAUGCUUUAGACUCAUUACCCAAUCGACCGGCAAUUCUACGAAAAGACUUCAUCCUGUCCAAAUAUAUGAUUGACGAAGCUAGAUUAUACGGUGCCGAUACUGUUUUGCUCAUCGUUGCGAUGCUUGAGCCCACCCAGUUGAAAGAAUUAUAUGAUUAUUCGGUAUCGGUAGGAAUGGAACCAUUGGUAGAAGUGAAUAAUACGAAAGAGCUGGAAUUGGCGUUAGAGAUAGGAAGUAAAGUGAUAGGAGUUAAUAAUAGGAAUUUACAUGACUUCAAUGUGGACAUGUCGACUACGUCCAGGGUGAAUGCCGCUUUAGAUGGAAGGGAUGUCAUCCUCUGUGCGUUAAGUGGGAUAUCGUCACCUGAGGAUGUACAGAAAUAUGUGAAAGAGGGAGUAAAAGCUGUCUUGGUUGGUGAAUCGUUGAUGAGAGCGAAAGAUACAGGGAAAUUCUUAAGGUCGUUAAUUGGUUUACCACUUGAAGAUGAGAAAAGGAUAGAAGAGAAACCUUUAGUGAAGAUUUGUGGAAUUAGAUCAGUCGAAGAUGCUGAAAUUGCCAUUGAUGCUGGAGCAGAUCUAUUAGGGGUGAUAUUGGUACCGAAUGCCAAGCGAAGGAUCUCGUUGGAAGUAGCUAGGGAUAUAUCGGAUUUGGUGAAAGCGACCAGAUCAAAAUCUGAUCUAAGCCGAACGAGUCCAGAACAGUCUACUUCGACAGGUAACGAACCGUGGUUUACGUUCAAUUUCAACCGACUAUCUCAACGUAAAAAACCCUUGUUAGUGGGUGUAUUCCAGAAUCAACCUUUGUCGGAGAUAUUGGAUGCAGUAGAUGAAAUUGGAUUAGAUAUCGUUCAAUUACAUGGUGAUGAAUCUCAACAAUUGGCCAAAUUCAUCCCUGUACCUGUUAUAAAGGUAUUCAAGAUACCGACGUCGCCUUCCCUCACUGGAGAAGUGGUGGUCAGUGGAAGAGGAGAGAUAGGUCGACCUGGUUUGAAUCAGUUUAUUUUGUUGGAUUCAGCUGGGAAAGGUGGUGAAGGGAUCUCGUUCCCUUGGGAAAACGCUAGAAAAGUCAUUGAAAAGGGUGAGAAUGGGUCGGAAGGAUCUGUGAAAUUACCAAUUAUCUUAGCCGGAGGAUUGAAUCCGACCAAUGUGCGAAAAGCUAUUGAAGUUGCUGGUGGAUCCGAGGGAGUGAGGAUGGUUGAUGUUAGUUCGGGAGUGGAGAGGGAUGGAGGGGAUGGGAAAGACAGGAGCAAAGUGGUGGAGUUUGUGAGGGCUGUGAAGGGACAGAUAUAA